Messenger RNA from Ilyonectria robusta, 1747 nucleotides. Its product is annotated as serine carboxypeptidase S28-domain-containing protein. The transcript has 2 exons. The record is from RefSeq and is a predicted model, not a curated record. Gene Ontology annotation, biological process: proteolysis. NCBI's taxonomy places the organism in Eukaryota, Fungi, Ascomycota, Sordariomycetes, Hypocreales, Nectriaceae. Gene Ontology annotation, molecular function: dipeptidyl-peptidase activity; serine-type exopeptidase activity. The coding region runs from base 63 to 1709 and encodes 548 amino acids.
AGGCAACCUCCCGCAUCUAGCCUUCGUCCUCUACAAUUCAACCUAGGUCGACUAUUCGCACAAUGGCGCUGUCUAGGCUCUUGACAGCUUCAAUUAUUGGUCUCGCGGCUUCCCUCACCGCUGGCCAGGUUCACGGCGCGAACACCGAAUUCCGGGCAUUCCACAGUGGGGCGACGCGUCCGCUCCGUUCCGAAAGCUCCCCGCCUGCCAUCAUCUCUGUGCCGAUUGAUCACUUCCACAAUGAAUCCAUCUACGCGCCCCAUUCAGCUGAUUCUUUUCAUUUGAGAUACUGGUUCGAUUCUCAGCACUAUCGGGAAGGUGGCCCGGUCAUCAUCCUCGCCUCUGGCGAGACCAGUGGCGAGGACCGGCUCCCGUUUCUAGACCACGGCAUCCUCGCCAUGCUGGCCGAGGCGACGGGCGGCGUUGGCGUUGUACUUGAACAUCGAUACUAUGGCACCAGUUUCCCGGUGCCUGAUCUGCGGGCCGAGAACAUGCGCUUCUUGUCGACCGAGCAAGCGCUCGCCGACACUGCCUACUUUGCCCAGCACGUCCAGUUCCCAGGCCUCGAGCACCUUGACCUCACGUCGUCGAAUGCGCCGUACAUCAUAUACGGCGGAUCCUACGCAGGAGCGUUUGCUGCAUUCGCGAGAAAGGUAUACCCUGAUAUUUUCUGGGGUGCCAUCUCAUCUUCCGGCGUAACCGAGGCCAUCAUCGACUACUGGGAGUACUAUGAGGCGGCCCGGCUAUUUGCCCCUGGCGACUGUGCUGCCACAACACAGAAACUCACCCACUUCGUCGACAAUAUUCUUUUGGGCGACGAUGGCGAUGCGAAACAGCUGCUCAAGGAUGUCUUUGGCCUUGGAGAGCUGCGGGACGAUGACUUUGCGAACGCCAUCAGCCGGGGUAUCACGGGGCUGCAAUCCACGAACUGGGAUCCCGAGGAGGACAGCUCCGACUUUGGAUUCUACUGCGGUAGCGUUUCUUCUGACGAUGUACUCUUUGCCAGCACCCGCUCCCUCGCUCCGACUGUGCACGAUCUUCUCUCCGCGGGAGGAUACAAGGAGCAGGCCGAGUCGUUCACGAAUCGCGUGUUGAACUACAUUGGAUAUAUCAGGUCGCACCUUAGAACUGACCUCAGUACAUAUUGUAAGGGGAAGAGCGUCGAGGAAUGCUAUUCCAGCCGAGGAAAGAACAAUCGCAUCGAUCUUGAUCAGGGAAUGGAGCGGAGUUGGGGCUAUCAGACAUGCACUCAGUGGGGAUACUUCCAAACCGGAUCUGGAGUUCCGAAAGGUCAACUCCCUCUCGUCUCUCGCCUGAUUGACCUCGAGUAUACCACCAUUCACUGCCGCGAGGGGUUCAACAUCACGACGCCGCCGAACGUUGAGUCAAUCAAUAAGCUCGGCGGCCUCAACUUCAGCUAUCCCAGAGUGGCCUUUGUCGAUGGAGCUGUGGACCCGUGGCGGGCAGCUACACCCCAUCGCAUUGGUCUCCCAGAGAGGGCGUCGACUGUGAGUGAGCCCUUCAUCCUUAUCGAGCAUGGUGUCCACCAUUGGGAUGAGAAUGGCCUGAAACCAAAUGAUACCGCGAUAGGAUUGCCUCCGCCGAGUGUAGCAAAGGCGCAGGAGCAGGAAAUUGCGUUUGUCAAGGCGUGGCUGGAGGAGUGGACAGAACUUAGGAAGGAUCACGGGGAUUUGCCUGGAGAAUUGUAGACUGAUUCCACAUUGCCUUUAAUUGAAGAUAUUAAAUU